Messenger RNA from Serpula lacrymans var. lacrymans S7.9, 392 nucleotides. RefSeq lists its product as uncharacterized. NCBI's taxonomy places the organism in Eukaryota, Fungi, Basidiomycota, Agaricomycetes, Boletales, Serpulaceae. The transcript is spliced from 3 exons. The annotation marks the transcript as partial. The record is from RefSeq and is a predicted model, not a curated record.
GAACUUCGCUCUGCGUUUGACGAAAAUUCAGAGGAGAGAGCCAGUCUGUGAGUUCCUGGCGUUCUUUAGCCAUUAUGUUGAAUAUAGGUGUUGAUUGUCGUUCUAUUUAUUUGAGGGCCGUGUAUUUCAUUGUUGACUUGAUGACCAUUGCUGUGGACUUCGUUGAAUCUACCAUAGCGAGCGUCGACAGAAUGAGAUCGCGCCACCAUACCCCCGACGUCGCUGACAGAGGACACCGGAACACUCAUGCCACUGUCGAGGUAGACAAAAAAAACGGCCUGCUAGUAAACUGGAACUUGAACUCGACACCUCUGCGAUGCGGAGAAGAUAUACAUAUUGAUAAUGGCGAUGACUGGGACAACCAUGGCAUGGAUUUAGACAGCUUUCUUCUC